GCGCAGCGUCACGGCGGCAGGCGGAAGAUGGCGGCGGCGGCGGCGGCGGCGCCUGCGAAGCGGCGCUGCUGAGGGGGCGCGAGGGGGACGGAGGCCGGAGCCGCGGGAGUGUCUGACAGCAGCCAUGGCGAGCACCAGUGGGGACAGUGUCACUCGCCGGAGUGUGGCAUCCCAGUUUUUCACCCAGGAGGAAGGGCCAGGCAUUGAUGGCAUGACCACCUCAGAGAGGGUGGUGGAUCUCCUGAACCAAGCAGCGCUGAUCACCAAUGACUCAAAGAUCACAGUGCUCAAACAGGUCCAGGAGCUGAUCAUUAACAAAGACCCCACGCUGCUGGACAACUUCCUGGAUGAGAUCAUCGCAUUCCAAGCAGACAAGUCGAUCGAAGUGCGAAAAUUUGUCAUUGGCUUCAUCGAGGAGGCAUGCAAGCGAGACAUCGAGUUGCUGCUAAAACUGAUCGCCAACCUCAACAUGCUCCUGCGAGAUGAGAACGUGAACGUGGUGAAGAAGGCCAUCCUCACCAUGACGCAGCUCUACAAGGUGGCCCUGAAGUGGAUGGUGAAGUCCCGGGUGAUCAACGAUCUCCAGGAGGCCUGCUGGGACAUGGUGUCGGCCAUGGCUGGGGACAUCAUUCUGCUCUUAGACUCUGACAACGAUGGCAUCCGCACCCAUGCCAUCAAGUUUGUGGAGGGCCUUAUCGUCACCCUGUCGCCGCGCGUGGCCGACUCAGAGGUACCCCGACGCCAGGAGCAAGACAUCAGCCUGGAACGCAUCCCUCGAGACCACCCCUACAUCCAGUACAAUGUGCUAUGGGAAGAGGGCAAAGCAGCCCUGGAGCAGCUCCUCAAGUUCAUGGUGCACCCAGCCAUCUCCUCCAUCAACCUGACUACGGCUCUGGGCUCCCUCGCCAAUAUCGCCCGCCAGAGACCCAUGUUCAUGUCUGAAGUGAUCCAGGCCUAUGAGACUCUGCACGCCAACCUGCCCCCAACGCUGGCCAAAUCUCAGGUGAGCAGCGUGCGCAAGAACCUGAAGCUGCACUUACUGAGUGUGCUCAAGCACCCGGCCUCCUUGGAAUUCCAGGCCCAGAUCACCACUCUGCUGGUAGACCUGGGCACACCCCAGGCGGAGAUCGCCCGCAACAUGCCGAGUGGCAAGGACGCCCGCAAGCGGCCCCGGGAUGAUGCUGAUUCCACACUCAAGAAGAUGAAGCUGGAGCCCAACCUAGGGGAAGAUGAUGAGGACAAGGACUUGGAGCCUGGCCCGUCAGGGACCUCAAAGGCCUCAGCCCAGAUCUCAGGCCAAUCAGACACAGACAUUACAGCAGAAUUUCUGCAGCCCCUGCUGACGCCCGAUAAUGUGGCUAAUCUGGUCCUCAUCAGCAUGGUGUACCUGCCCGAGACCAUGCCUGCCUCCUUCCAAGCCAUCUACACCCCUGUGGAGUCCGCCGGCACCGAGGCCCAGAUCAAGCACUUGGCUCGCCUCAUGGCCACACAGAUGACAGCUGCAGGGCUGGGUCCAGGUGUGGAGCAGACGAAGCAAUGCAAGGAGGAGCCCAAGGAGGAGAAGGUGGUGAAGCCAGAGAGUGUCCUGAUCAAGAGGCGCCUGUCGGCUCAGGGCCAGGCCAUCUCGGUGGUGGGCUCUCUGAGCUCCAUGUCCACACUGGAGGAGGAGGCACCCCAGGCCAAGAGGCGGCCGGAGCCCAUCAUCCCUGUCACACAGCCCCGGCUGGCAGGUGCUGGUGGGCGCAAGAAGAUAUUUCGUCUGAGCGAUGUGCUGAAGCCCCUGACAGAUGCCCAGGUGGAGGCCAUGAAGCUGGGUGCUGUGAAGCGGAUUCUGCGGGCCGAGAAGGCAGUGGCCUGUAGUGGAGCGGCCCAGGUACGUGUCAAGAUCCUGGCCAGCCUGGUGACGCAGUUUGACUCAGGCCUCAAGGCUGAGGUCCUGUCCUUCAUCCUUGAGGAUGUGCGGGCCCGCCUGGACCUGGCCUUUGCCUGGCUCUACCAGGAGUACAAUGCCUACUUAGCCGCUGGUGCCUCGGGCACACUGGACAAAUACGAGGCCUGCCUACUGCGCCUGCUCUCUGGCCUGCAGGAGAGACCAGACCAGAAGGACGGGAUCUUCACCAAGGUGGUGCUGGAGGCCCCGCUCAUCACCGAGAGCGCCCUGGAGGUCAUUCGCAAGUACUGUGAGGAUGAGAGCCGCACCUACCUGGGCAUGUCCACGCUGCGGGACCUGAUCUGCAAGCGCCCGUCCCGCCAGUUCCAGUACCUGCAUGUCCUCCUGGACCUCAGCUCCCAUGAGAAGGACAAGGUGCGCUCCCAGGCCCUGCUGUUCAUCAAGCGCAUGUACGAGAAGGAGCAGCUGCGCGAGUACGUGGAGAAAUUCGCCCUCAACUACCUGCAGCUUUUGGUUCAUCCCAACCCCCCAUCCGUGCUGUUUGGAGCUGACAAGGACACAGAGGUGGCUGCGCCCUGGACGGAGGAAACAGUGAAGCAGUGUCUGUACCUCUACCUGGCCCUCCUACCUCAGAACCACAAGCUGAUCCACGAGCUGGCGGCCGUGUACACAGAGGCCAUCGCUGACAUCAAGCGCACGGUGCUGAGGGUCAUCGAGCAGCCGAUCCGAGGGAUGGGCAUGAAUUCGCCGGAGCUGCUGCUGCUGGUGGAGAACUGCCCCAAGGGAGCAGAGACGCUGGUCACACGCUGCCUGCACAGCCUCACUGAUAAAGUGCCACCCUCCCCAGAGCUGGUGAAGCGGGUUCGAGACCUCUACCACAAGCGGCUGCCUGAUGUCCGCUUCCUCAUCCCUGUGCUCAAUGGACUGGAGAAGAAAGAGGUGAUCCAGGCCCUGCCCAAGCUCAUCAAGCUCAACCCCAUCGUGGUGAAGGAGGUCUUCAACCGCCUGCUGGGCACCCAGCACGGCGAAGGAAACUCGGCCUUGUCCCCGCUGAACCCCGGAGAGCUCCUGAUUGCGCUGCACAACAUUGACUCUGUGAAGUGUGACAUGAAAUCCAUCAUCAAAGCCACCAACCUGUGCUUUGCGGAGCGGAACGUGUACACGUCGGAGGUGCUGGCUGUGGUAAUGCAGCAGCUGAUGGAGCAGAGCCCGCUGCCCAUGCUGCUCAUGAGGACCGUCAUCCAGUCCCUCACCAUGUACCCCCGCCUGGGGGGCUUCGUCAUGAACAUCCUGUCCCGCCUCAUCAUGAAGCAGCGCCAGCAAGCACACAUCCCCAACUCCAUUAUGACCAUCUUGGAGGCCAGCGGCAAGCAGGAGCCCGACGCCAAGGAGCCUCAGGCCGGGCCCCUGGAGGAGGACGACCUGGAACCUCUGGCUCUGGCCCCGGCCCCGGCCCCCCGGCCCCCCCAGGACCUCAUGGGCCUGCGGCUGGCUCAGGAGAAGGCCCUGAAGAGGCAGCUGGAGGAGGAGCAGAAACUGAAGCCCCCCGCGCCCGCCGCGGCCCCCGCCAGGCCCGGGCCUCCGCCCGCCUCCGAGGAGGCCGUGGACUUCCGGGAGGAGGGGCCCGAGGGCGAGACCCCGGCCAUCUUCAUCAGCAUGGACGACGACUCGGGGCUGACUGAGGCUGCGCUCCUGGACUCCAGCCUCGACGGCUCCCUGCCCAAGGAGGCAGCCCCCGGAGCGCCCGCCUCCAAGGAGGAGCCGCGGAGCCCGCCAAGCCUCGGCCCCGCGGGGGACGAAGCCGCCAAGACCCCCAGCCCGGCCGCGGAGGAGGCGGGGGAGCCUGAGACCCAGGGGAACAGCUGACGGG
Dipodomys ordii (Ord's kangaroo rat) is the source of this 3761-nucleotide messenger RNA. RefSeq names its product symplekin (gene Sympk). The transcript is spliced from 26 exons. The record is from RefSeq and is a predicted model, not a curated record. Gene Ontology annotation, cellular component: mRNA cleavage and polyadenylation specificity factor complex. The coding region runs from base 125 to 3757 and encodes 1210 amino acids. Lineage: Eukaryota; Metazoa; Chordata; Mammalia; Rodentia; Heteromyidae.